Polyodon spathula (Mississippi paddlefish) is the source of this 4621-nucleotide messenger RNA. RefSeq names its product fibroblast growth factor receptor 3. Gene Ontology annotation, biological process: fibroblast growth factor receptor signaling pathway; multicellular organism development; positive regulation of MAPK cascade. Gene Ontology annotation, cellular component: membrane; signaling receptor complex. Bases 763 to 3258 code for a protein of 831 amino acids. Gene Ontology annotation, molecular function: ATP binding; fibroblast growth factor receptor activity; fibroblast growth factor binding. Lineage: Eukaryota; Metazoa; Chordata; Actinopteri; Acipenseriformes; Polyodontidae. The record is from RefSeq and is a predicted model, not a curated record. The transcript has 18 exons.
CUCACAAGGGGGCUGGGACAACUAGGGCACUCUGUGCUGAGCGGGUCUGGAGCCUGAAAUCUGAUCGUUAUUAUAAAAAAAAAAAAAAGAUUCUGCUGCCUGAAGUACAGCGUUGCCAGUUCAGGUCUUCAAGCCAGUAUUUCACACACCAAUCAAUAGCAGUGCACUCUCACACUUUCCAAGGAGCUAUAGCAAGGCAAGCGGGCAUUCAGAGAGAGACAGAGAGAGAGCCGCGGCACAGGCAGGAGGCUUCAGCACUGGACUUUAUACAGCCACAUCUCUGAAUCAAAAAGAGGGACCUCGGUACAGCUGCAGCAGGAAUUGUUUUAUACAAAUAAAAGAAACGGGUACACGUAGACAUCAGUUAAUUAAGUUGUAGGGUUUGUUUGCGUAGCCUCUGAGUUUUUGGAAGCUCGGAACAAAAACUGAAGAAGAAGAAGAAGAAGAAGAAGAAGAAGAAGAAGAAGAAGAAGAAGAAGCGCUUAUUGGAUAUAUUUCUUAAAAUUGUCUUUUUAUAAUUGGUUUAUUUGUAUUUAUUUUUAGAAGGAAAGGAUUUUACAACAAUUACAAAAUUGGCACAGAGACGAUUUCAACGUCUUUUGAAAGCACCUUGGGAGGAAUUCUGUCAGAAACUGUAUACAGUAUUGUGCUUAAACUAAAGUGGAUCUAGCCGAGAUUAUUCUGGUCAACUGCAGGAAAGCGUGUGAGAAGAGCGAGGGGUGAAAGUGUUCCUCCCACCCGCGAGAAGCAUGCGGCCGGAGGAUGUUUGAAGCUGGAUGGGGCUGUAGCAGUCAACUUCACUCCACCAUCUCCAGAGGAAUGAUUGCUUUGUGGUUCACCCUCUGCUUUUACCUAGUGACUGUCAACAGCAUACCUGCAGCCAGGCUGCCCAUCGCCCAGCCUGAGGAGAGGACGACAAACAGACCCUCAGAUUCUUUGUCGAGCGAGACAGUGUUUCUAGAAGAGUUUGUUCUGGGAAAUGGUGACACCCUCGACCUGUCCUGCAGUACACAAGGGUCCUCUGUGCCAGUUGUCUGGUUCAAGGAUGGUGUUGUGGUCGUUCCAAGCAACAGGACCCGCGUCGGAGCAAGGCAGCUCAGAAUCAUCAACAUCUCGUACGAUGACUCGGGGGUUUACACCUGCAGGCUGGCGCACAGAAACACCCUCCUGAGCAACUUCACUGUCAAAGUAACAGACUCGUUAUCUUCAGGAGAUGAUGAAGAUGAUGACGAAGAAUCAGAAGACUCAGAUAAUGAAGCUCCAUAUUGGACGCGCCCUGAACGAAUGGAGAAGAGGCUCCUAGCAGUUCCCGCUGCCAACACAGUGCGAUUCCGCUGCCAGGCCGCUGGGAACCCGAUGCCCACAAUCCACUGGCUAAAGAACGGCAAGGAGUUCAGAGGGGAGCACCGGAUAGGAGGCAUCAAGCUGAGGCACCAGCAGUGGAGCUUGGUGAUGGAGAGCGUGGUUCCCUCGGACCGGGGAAACUACACCUGCAUAGUGGAGAACAAGCAGGGCAGUAUCAGCCACACAUACCAGCUGGAUGUCCUGGAGAGGUCGCCUCACAGGCCUAUCCUACAGGCUGGUUUACCUGCUAACCAGUCGGUAGUGUUGGGCAGCAAUGUGGAGUUCCAUUGCAAAGUGUACAGCGACGCCCAGCCCCACAUCCAGUGGCUCAAGCACAUAGAGGUCAACGGCAGCAAAUACGGGUCAGACGGAGUGCCCUAUGUCACCGUACUGAAAUCCUGGAUAAGUAAAAAGGCUGAAGCUGAUGCUAAGCUGGCUCUGUACAAUGUGACAGAGCAGGACGUGGGAGAGUAUCACUGUAGAGCCUCCAAUUUCGUAGGCUUCGCCGAAAAGCUUUUCUGGCUUCAUAUUCGCAAACCGACACCAGCGCAAGACACGGUCAAGGAGGAUGACUCAGGCUCUGUCUACGCCGUUAUCCUGAUCUACGUGACAGGCUGCGUCCUCUUCAUCCUGACCAUCGUCAUCGUCAUCCUGUGCAGAAUGAGAAUGUCCACCAAGAAGACCCUCAGCGCUCCUACCAUUCAGAAACUGUCCAAGUUCCCCCUCAAGAGACAGGUAACAGUGUCCUUGGACUCCAACUCCUCCAUGAAUUCUAACACCCCAUUGGUCAGAAUCGCCCGCCUGUCAUCCAGUGAUGGACCAAUGCUGGCGAACGUGUUGGAGCUGGAGCUGCCGGCUGAUCCAAAGUGGGAAUUUCAGCGUACAAGGCUGACAUUAGGAAAGCCACUGGGAGAGGGCUGCUUUGGACAGGUGGUUAUGGCAGAGGCUAUUGGGAUAGACAAAGACAAGCCAAACAAGCCUGCCACUGUUGCAGUGAAGAUGCUUAAAGACGAUGCCACAGAUAAGGAUCUUUCCGACCUCGUCUCUGAAAUGGAAAUGAUGAAAAUGAUCGGAAAACACAAGAACAUCAUUAACCUUUUGGGAGCCUGUACUCAGGAUGGUCCGCUGUACGUCUUGGUUGAAUACGCAUCUAAAGGAAACUUGAGAGAGUAUCUUAGAGCACGGCGCCCUCCUGGUAUGGAUUACUCCUUUGACACCUGCAAAAUCCCAGAUGAGCAGCUCACCUUCAAAGACUUGGUAUCCUGCGCUUACCAGGUGGCCCGAGGCAUGGAGUACCUGGCAUCCCAAAAGUGCAUUCAUCGAGACCUGGCUGCCAGAAACGUGUUAGUAACAGAUGAUAAUGUGAUGAAGAUUGCAGACUUUGGCCUGGCCAGGGAUGUGCAUAAUAUCGACUACUACAAAAAGACAACAAAUGGUCGCCUGCCUGUGAAAUGGAUGGCCCCAGAAGCAUUGUUCGACCGGGUCUACACCCACCAGAGUGAUGUCUGGUCCUAUGGAGUCAUAUUGUGGGAGAUCUUUACUCUGGGGGGGUCCCCAUACCCCGGCAUCCCUGUUGAAGAGUUAUUUAAGCUUUUGAAGGAAGGCCAUCGGAUGGACAAGCCUGCAAACUGCACACACGAGCUAUAUAUGAUAAUGAGAGAAUGUUGGCAUGCAGUUCCCUCACAGAGACCAACCUUCAAACAGCUGGUGGAGGACCAUGACAGGGUCCUGACAAUGAUGUCCACUGAUGAGUACCUUGACUUAUCGGUAGUGUUCGAGCAGUAUUCACCCGCUGGCCAGGACACUCGCAGUACCUGCUCCUCGGGGGAUGAUUCCGUAUUCACCCAUGAGCCCUUGCCUGACGAGCCCUGUCUCCCCAAACGCCAGCAGUGUAACAGUGUCAUCCGGGCAUGAACACUUUGACAAAUUCCAGAUUGCAGGCCUGGUGCCUUUGGAUCCAUUACUAUGAAGAAGAAAACAACAACAACAACAAAACAUGGAACAGUAGUUUUAAAGAAAUUUAUUUGAGCCUUACCUUUUUUGCUAUUUCUUUUUUUUUUUUCUAAAUGCUGUAUACAAAGUCGAAAAGCACUGUUUGGCUUGAAGGAACUAUUUUGACCCUUUGCCAUGAUUUAUUUAACAAUAUGUUGUUUUUGUUUUUGUUUUUUUUGUUUGUUUGUUUGAUUUCAAUAUACUUCCCGCUUUUUAAUGAUAGUGUUAGAGCAAAACCAUUAUGUGCCUACAAACUCAACGAAUGGACAGAAGUGAAACUACAAGAAAUGAUUCCUGAGUUUCAAAGCUAACUGUUUUUUUUGUUUGUUUGUUUGUUUUUAAAUGUGUGACGGUGCAGUGGUGAGGGUGGACUUAACCCUCGUGGAAUUUACAGAGACUUAAGAGCCAGUCAGUGGAAACAGUUUAAACAUGGCAUGCAUGUAUGUGCACACUGCUGCGGCGACCCAAGCCUGCACAUACUGAUCCGGGUUUAAUGAAAAGCAGCGCAGACUUCAUUUGAGUUCCUGCUGUUCUCUCCAUCUCCUUACUCUUUAUUAUUUUAUUUUAUUUUGCUGACUUCCGUGAGUGUUCGACAGCUGCAGAAUACUCUGCUAGGGAAGUGAAAUCUUCUCAAUAUUACUGUGCAGUAAUUAAGAAACAAAGUGAACGUUUAUAACCCUCAGUGGUUAAAAACAAAACUCUUCUAUUGUGCUGUUAACUUGAAACCUCGUUCAGAAGAUUUUUUUUUUAUUUUUUGUAAUAUUGCAGAAGAGCUUCUGAUUGAGUGUUUUAGGUAUGAUGGAAUUUUUGGGGGUUUUUUGUUUCUUUUAGUUCCAAGCAUUUGGGAGGCUGUUACUAUGAAAUACAACAGGUUGCCUCCACCUAACAAUGGUACACUAAGGCUGCUGCCUUUUAACUUAUAUCUGAAAGGUUUAUAUUGUAAAUAUAUAAAUACAAAUAUGUAUCAUAUUGCUGAGAACAGCAGCAUACUGAAAAAGAAAUAUACUUUUUUUUUUUUUAAAUCACUUAAAAGCAUUGCAAUCUAGGAUAUACUGAUGAUGUGGUCAUAUAAAAACUAAAUUUAAUCUUCAUUUUUUUUUAAGUUUAUUUGAAUAAUUAACAUGUAUAUUUGUAAAGGUAUUUAUAGACUUUUAACAUAUCUGUUCAUAGGUUUAAAUAACUAGCAUAGAAUUUUGGUACUGUAAACAACUUCACUUUUCAGAUUUGAUUUUUUUUUUUAACUUAUUAACAAAGAACUGAGACAGGAUUUUUUUUUUCUUCCCAU